Lycium barbarum (goji berry) is the source of this 1060-nucleotide messenger RNA. RefSeq names its product germin-like protein subfamily 1 member 7. The transcript has 2 exons. The record is from RefSeq and is a predicted model, not a curated record. The coding region runs from base 141 to 815 and encodes 224 amino acids. Gene Ontology annotation, molecular function: manganese ion binding. Gene Ontology annotation, cellular component: cell wall. Lineage: Eukaryota; Viridiplantae; Streptophyta; Magnoliopsida; Solanales; Solanaceae.
AACAAAAACAAUGGUGACAACUAUCUAUAAAUAGGCUAAGAUAUUUCAUUAUCAUUUCAUCACAUGUGAUCACCUAUACAUUGAUCAUCCCCACAAGAAAAAAGAAGUUUUCAAGAAAGCUUGAAUUGUUUUAAUCCAGAAUGGCUUUUCACCUCCUCACAAUUAUCUUAGUCAUCGUUGGUCUGCUUUCUUCCUUUGGUUCUUCCUUUGAUCCAAGCCCAUUUCAGGACUUUUGUAUUGCAGCUAAUGAAUCCAAGGCUGCAGUAUUCGUGAAUGGGAAAUUUUGCAAAGAUCCAAAACUCGCCACAGCAGACGAUUUCUUUCUUGCAGGACUUAACGUUAGUGGAAAUCCUUUACCAGGAUUGGGAUCAUCUGUAAAUUCGGUAGAUGUAAAUCGACUUGCAGGACUCAACACUCUUGGCAUUUCAAUGGUUCGUGCUGAUUUUGCACCAUAUGGCCUAAUUCCACCCCACACACACCCUCGGGCCACUGAGCUUAUUGUUGUCAUAGAGGGCACUCUUUAUGUUGGAUUUUUGGCACCUGACACUACAAAUCCAAUGAAGACUCGAUCUUUUACAAAAAUAUUGAGUAAAGGGGAUGUAUUCGUGAUCCCACAAGGAUUAAUUCACUUUCAGUAUAACGUUGGACAUACGAAUGCAACUGUUUUUGCUGCUUUUAAUAGCCAAAAUUCUGGGCUAAUUGUGGUUGGGAGUGAACUCUUUGGAUCAAAUCCACCACUUGUGGAUGAUGUUCUUUCAAAAGCAUUCCAAUUGGACAAGAAAAUGGUUGCAACACUUCAAGGAUUGUUCUCCUAGAAAACAAGAAAAUUUUGUGUGUUAGAAAAUAAUAUGUAUACGUGUGAGUUCAUUGGUUGUUUUUUUAAAUAUAUGUAUUUGCUAUCGAUUUUGUGAUGCUUCAGAGAUAACUUAAAAAGGAAGAAAAUAAAGAUCAGGUGAGAACAUCUGGAAUAGUGGCGUUGAUGUUACUUUGUUACCAUCCUUUGUUCUUUGAACCUUUUUGAGUUUUGGAAUAAUUAAAUAUUACUAUUGUUGCUUUUUGA